Parasteatoda tepidariorum (common house spider) is the source of this 3041-nucleotide messenger RNA. RefSeq names its product EH domain-containing protein 1. The record is from RefSeq and is a predicted model, not a curated record. Gene Ontology annotation, molecular function: calcium ion binding; protein binding; GTP binding. Gene Ontology annotation, biological process: endosomal transport; endocytosis. NCBI's taxonomy places the organism in Eukaryota, Metazoa, Arthropoda, Arachnida, Araneae, Theridiidae. Gene Ontology annotation, cellular component: plasma membrane; cytoplasm.
UUGUUUAUUAAGUGUCGUCGUUUUCGUUUCCUUGCAUCAAGAGCAGAAAUAGAACUACUUGUCAACUUUUGAAGUACUGUGAUAUCAUUAGUGUCUUUAUAUUUGACGAUCAAUAAAGUCUAACUUAUAACUUAAAAUAACUGAUUACAAAAAUGUUUAGCUGGUUAAAUAAAGACGAAAGUCGGCGAAAAGAACCUGAACUGUACAGUACCGUUGUGGAUGGUUUGCGAAAAAUUUAUAAAUCUAAAAUAUUGCCUCUUGAAGAGCAGUAUUUAUUUCAUGAAUUCCAUUCUCCGCCUCUGGACGAUCCAGAUUUUGAUGCAAAACCGAUGAUACUGCUCGUCGGUCAGUACUCUACAGGAAAGACGACAUUUAUCCGGUACUUAUUAGAAAAAGACUUUCCUGGCAUCAGAAUCGGACCCGAACCAACAACGGAUCGCUUUAUUGCUGUUAUGCAUGGUAAUCAAGAAACUGUCAUUCCUGGUAAUGCUCUUGUAGUCGAUCCUAAAAAACAAUUCCGUCCGUUAGCCAAAUUUGGUAACGCUUUUCUCAAUAGAUUACAAUGUUCUUUAGUCAACUGUGAUGUUUUGGAAAGCAUUACAAUAGUUGACACUCCAGGUAUCCUAUCAGGUGAAAAACAAAGAGUAGAUAGAGGUUAUGAUUUUGCUGGUGUUUUAGAAUGGUUUGCAGAAAGAGUGGAUAGAAUCAUACUUCUGUUUGAUGCUCAUAAAUUGGAUAUCUCUGAUGAAUUUCGAAGGAGCAUUGAAGCACUUAGAGGACAUGAUGAUAAAAUCAGGAUCGUGUUGAAUAAAGCUGAUAUGAUUGAUCAUCAACAGUUGAUGCGUGUAUAUGGUGCCUUGAUGUGGUCACUGGGUAAAGUAUUGAAUACUCCAGAAGUUGCAAGAGUGUAUUUAGGAUCAUUUUGGGAUCAGCCUUUGAGGUAUGAUUACAAUCGAAAACUUUUUGAGGCUGAAGAGCAAGACCUUUUUCAGGAUUUACAAAGUCUUCCCAGAAAUGCUGCUUUAAGAAAGCUUAAUGAUUUGAUAAAAAGAGCAAGACUUGCAAAGGUCCACGCUUACAUUAUCAGUUCUCUACGUAAUAAUAUGCCCUCAAUGUUCGGUAAGGACAGUAAAAAGAAGGAACUUAUCAAAAACUUGCGGAAUAUUUAUGAAGAGAUUCAGCGAGAACACCACCUACCUCCUGGUGACUUCCCGGACAUUCGAGAUAUGCAAGAAAAGCUGCUCACCAUGGACUUCGCAAAAUUUCAACCUUUGAAGCCAAGAUUGCUGGAGACAGUGGAUAAAAUGCUGGCUGAAGACAUUGCUCGUCUAAUGGCCCAGAUUCCUCAAGAGCAGCGUCUACAAACAAAUGAUGAGUCCCACGUCAGAGGAGGUGCUUUCGAUGGCGUUGAAUCGAGUCCUUUUACAUAUGGGAGAGGCGAGGGCGUGGAUGCUGGAUCUAUGGAUCCAGAAUGGAUCGUUGGGAAAGAACGGUACAAGUAUGAUGAUCUCUUCCACAGCUUGAAUCCUGUUGAUGGCAAAAUAACGGGUGCCAGUGCCAAAGCAGAAAUGGUGAAAUCGAAAUUACCAAAUAGUGUUCUAGGUAAAGUGUGGAAAUUAUCAGACUUGGACAAGGAUGGCAUGUUAGAUUCAGACGAGUUUGCUUUAGCUAUGCACCUCAUUAGUGUUAAAUUAAACGGACACGAUUUGCCACUCGAAUUGCCCGACCAUUUGGUGCCUCCUUCUAAAAAGAUGUUUGUCCGUUAAUAAUUUCUACCCCUAUCAUCAAUUCACAGUGGCUUUCAAGCCCAUUUUUUCCUUUACUAUCACCUAUGAAAUGAUUAAAAUAAAUGGGGUUUUUUCCCGCAAGAAUUCACGUGACUUGCGGAAUUACAUCGAAUAUAAAGAAAAACUGGAUUUGGAAUUGUGAGAUACAAAACAGUUCAUGGUUCAAAACUUAUCUCAUGAUUUAGUAAAAUAUUAACCAUUGUUGUCAGCCUCAGUAUUUAUGUUAGUUUUACUUUCGAUACUUUAUUUUUUUGUUGGAUUUUGUUCAUAAUUUUAAUUUUUAAACUUCUAAGUUUUCACUGUGAAAGCAAGAUUAAGAUUUGCACCAUGUGUAACGCACGUUUCUUUUGUAUAAUUUUCUAAAUUUUAACAAAAUUAACAGCUUUUCAUGAUUAUUUAUUAGUUAUCACUUUUUUUAAAAAAAAUUUACAGGUUUGAGCUUUCUGUGUGCCUAAUUCAUGGUGCUAAAAAUUAAAGCUUUAUGUCAAUAUAUGCUAUCAAUUAAAAUAUCUUUAGCAAUAGUGCAUAAGCGAUUGUUUUGUUCUCGAACUAAACGGUUUUAUUUUUAAAAAUAAAAUUGGACUUAAUGUACUAAUUUUAAAAUUUUACUAGCUCAUUUGCAUACUUUACGUACUUAUUUUUUAUAACAAUAUAACUUGCGUACUUAUCAAUCUUUAACUUACAAAUGAUGUUUUGCUCAGUUUAAAAUAAUUCUGCCGAUGCAGUAAGUAUCAACUCAUUUUCUUUGAGAAAAUUGAAAAGGUUAUGCUUUUACCACUUUUGGGGACCAAUAUUUUACCUGCUUAUGCCCAUAUUUCUAUGAUACUUCCCCGUAAUCUUUGCCAUUUUCAUUGCAUUUGUGUAAGUUCUGAUCUUUGCUAUGUUUUGGGAUGCAUUCGAAGCUAUUUAUUUUAAGAUUUGAGUUCAAGCUUACAAGCACUUGUAUACUUUUUGAAACUAUUUAUUCAAACAUUUGUGCAAAGAAAAAUGGUCGACUUGCAUUUGGUACAUACAUUUAUAUUAAACACUUCACAAAUAUUUAUAAGCAUAGUUUUAAAAAUCAUUAUUAUAUUUUUAUGUUUUAUUCUUUAUAAGAGCUUAUGUAUUAUUUUUACAAUUCCAUGUACUUGCUGUUUAGAAUUAUAGCAAUGUAUUUGUAUUGUAAGUUAUUUCUGAACGUUGUAUCUUUUUUUCUUCUUUAACCGGCAAUUUAAUUGACAUUUUAAAUAGUUUAAUAAACUGUUGUAUAAAGUG